GAUUAUUUAGAAGUUUUAAUACUGUUUCAAAACUUGGUUAAACUAUUUUAAAUGUUAAGGAUAUGUCCAAAAAGUGUAAAAUAGAUUAGAUUAUACUAGAAUACAAUAUGUCAGGAAAUAUUUUCAGUUUAGAUUAGAAAACUUUAAAUAGGUUGUUCAAAAGAUACAGUUAUUUUAGUUACAUUAGCAUUUUUGUUUGUAGUAAAUUGAUGGGGAAGGUAAAGUGAUCAUUAAAACAGACAAAGCUAAGAACUAAGAGUGGUUUUCCACUGAUGUUGACACAGUUGAUCUUCUAGGUCCACCUAUUGAUGAGGACAAGAUGGAUGUAAUGUUUCCUGCUCUCCCAUUGGACAAGCCGAAUGACAUUUUUGUGCAUGAUAAGAUCGGUGAGAAGAUGGCAGACCGAUACAGGCUGGAGACGCCUGCCUUCUGCAGCAAGUGCGGGAAGUCCUACUACCGCAAAGACGCUCUCCAGAGGCACAUGAAGGAGUGUGGACGAGUGCCUCCACUCUCCUGCUCCAUGUGUCCUUACAGGACGUUCCGUAAGGAUAACCUGAUGCGGCACAGCAUGAAGCACAUGAAGGUCAGCCUGACCGAGCAGGAUCCAGACGCUCCCCAGCCGCUCUUUCCUUUCACACCUCAGGAUCUCCUGCACAACCAGCCGCAGAUACUGGAGAGUAGAGUGAGGCUGGAGACGGAGGACCUGGCAGCCGAAGAGAAGGUAGAUGAACCAGAGACAAUGCUGGAGGAACGGAGUGAUGAGGAGUUAACAGCUGAAACCUCCAGCCAAGACCACAGUCCAGAUCAAGAGAAGAUCAUUGACCGCCGCCGCCUGGACAACCCUGUAGGUUGUGACACCUGUGGUAAAGUGUACUACUGGAAGGGGGCCUUGAGGCGACACAUGAAGGAAUGCGGCAGAGACCCCCCUAUGAUCUGCACGUUCUGUACUUACCGCACGUUCCGCAAGGAUAACCUCCUCAGUCAUCUGUUUAGAAAGCACAAUGUUUUGCAGAACUAGGCUAAGUAAGACUGAAGAGUAUGCUCUACUGUGAAACUUCCCAACCUCCAACACUUCUAAACCUUUAAUCAGCCUUCUUCUCAGCUGAAGAUAAUAUAUUAGAAUCUAUUUAUUUACAAAUUUCAUAGUAAACAGUAAAUUUGUUGUAAACACGUUCAUUACAAAUUACAUAAAUUCUAAGUCAACAAAUUAAUUUAUAUUAAUUUAUCUCUUUUUAGUGUUGUUACUUGCUAAGAGGUGAUUCUAAACAUUUUAGUGUAAUCUUAGCCCCAGGCGAUAGUAAAAUGUACGAGAAGAAUUGUGUACGUAGUACUAUAACGUUGUUGUUUAGAAUUCAGAUUGUUAUACUUUCAUAAAUAUACUAAUUGUUUUUUAUGUUAUAAGGCAAAAUAGAAGCACAACUUCUUUUUGGAAUAAUUAAAAAUAUAUUUUAAACUUCAGUGAUUAUUUAAGGAAAAAUUCUAAUUUUAGGCACGUGGAAUUCUUUUAAAUCAAAUUUUUAAACAUUUUAUAAAUAAUACACACACUUUAAAAUAUCACACACACACACACACACACACACACACACACACACACACACACAAUUAGGUGGCCAAAAGUUCAGCAACACUGGAAUAUUUCCUCAGAAAUGAGCUCAUGCAGGAUUUUUAUUCUCAUCAGUUUUUCAGAGGUUUUAUGGUUUACUUUGUUUUUGUUAAUGGAAACCCAUAUUUUUUCACCGCAAAUUCAUGUUUGUUCACAUAAUGAGAUUAAAACUUUUGUCUGAAAAACGUUAUUGAAACCAGAACUGACUAGCAAUAGCAAAAUAAAAAAACAAAAACUGAACAAAUAGCAAAAUAAAAUGUUGACCAUAAUCUUUUUUUGACAAGUAUAUUUUCUCUCGGUUAAAGGAAUUACUUUAAAUGUUCACAAUUUAUUAAUUAUCAGGAAGUUAAAUAUAAAUCCAACUUUAGUGCAGGAAAUCAGAACUGUUACUCAUUAUAUUGUUUAUAACAACUGCAUAGAGAGGUCAAUCUGUUCAUCAAUCACAAAAACCCCUAUAUGAUCCUAGUAACCCUCAGUAAACUGUCCUUACGCUAUUUUUAUGAGUCAUCCAAUGUAUGAAUGUGUUGGGCAAAAUUGGUUUACGUUAAUAUAGAGCCAUUACAAAAUUGUGUAUGUUACUACUCACGUGUCGCACAGCACAUUAUUGAAUAUAGACACAAGUUUUGUCUCAUCACCAACAGAAUCAUGAUUAUUUAUUAAUCUCUUGAUUAGUACAUCCCAAAUGUGUCUUAAAACACUACAGUUAGAGUUCAGAAGUAAAUUUGUAAAUAUUAAAUUAUCUUUUUAUAUAAUCAACUGACAUUCAUAAAUUACAUUAUUAGCUAUAGUUAUUGUCAA
Homalodisca vitripennis (glassy-winged sharpshooter) is the source of this 2401-nucleotide messenger RNA. Its product is annotated as gastrula zinc finger protein xFG20-1-like. Gene Ontology annotation, cellular component: nucleus. The transcript has 4 exons. Gene Ontology annotation, biological process: regulation of transcription by RNA polymerase II. The record is from RefSeq and is a predicted model, not a curated record. Gene Ontology annotation, molecular function: RNA polymerase II transcription regulatory region sequence-specific DNA binding; DNA-binding transcription factor activity, RNA polymerase II-specific. The coding region runs from base 320 to 1018 and encodes 232 amino acids. Lineage: Eukaryota; Metazoa; Arthropoda; Insecta; Hemiptera; Cicadellidae.